GGGGCGCGCAGCCCGGCGGUGCGGAGCGGUGCGGUGCAGAGCGGGCUCCGGCUGCCCCCCCGCUGGGGCAGCCGGCGUGGCGGUUUUGGAGGCUUGCUUGCCGGUUACCACGUGCUGACGCCAUGGCACUGAGGCUCCUGGGAACAGGGUCGUGCUCUCUCAUUAACCUUGGAGUCCUAGUCCUGGUUUUGAUUCUCCCUGCUGAUGCUGGGCUUUCUCAGAAGCAUGUUUCAGACGUUGUCGAUGACAGCAAAGAUAACAUCACCAUUUUCACCCGCAUCCUGGACAGGCUGUUGGAUGGAUAUGACAACCGCCUGAGACCUGGACUGGGAGACAGUGUAACUGAAGUCAAGACAGACAUUUACGUGACGAGUUUCGGCCCUGUCUCGGACACAGAUAUGGAAUACACUAUUGAUGUCUUUUUCCGUCAGUCCUGGAGAGAUGAAAGGCUGAAGUUUGAUGGUCCCAUGAAAAUACUUCCCCUGAACAACCUGCUGGCAAGUAAGAUCUGGACUCCUGAUACUUUCUUCCACAAUGGAAAGAAAUCUGUUGCCCAUAAUAUGACAACACCCAACAAGCUGCUGCGCCUGGUGGACAAUGGCACCCUCCUGUACACCAUGAGGCUAACGAUUCAUGCAGAGUGCCCCAUGCACCUGGAGGACUUCCCAAUGGAUGUGCACGCUUGCCCGCUGAAAUUUGGGAGCUAUGCCUACACAAAGACAGAGGUGAUCUACACCUGGACACUGGGGAAGGAUAAGUCAGUGGAAGUAGCGAAGGGUGGAUCUCGCCUGAACCAGUAUGACCUGCUGGGCCAUGUUGUUGGGACAGAGAUGGUUAGAUCCAGCACAGGGGAGUAUGUCGUCAUGACCACACACUUCCACCUCAAGAGGAAGAUCGGGUACUUUGUGAUCCAGACCUACCUACCCUGCAUUAUGACGGUCAUCCUGUCCCAGGUCUCCUUCUGGCUUAACAGGGAGUCCGUUCCUGCCCGAACGGUGUUUGGUGUCACCACUGUCCUCACCAUGACCACACUAAGCAUCAGCGCAAGAAACUCGUUACCUAAAGUGGCGUACGCGACGGCCAUGGACUGGUUCAUAGCCGUCUGUUACGCCUUUGUGUUUUCUGCGCUGAUCGAAUUUGCCACCGUCAACUACUUCACCAAGCGCAGCUGGGCUUGGGAUGGCAAGAAGGUGCUGGAGGCCCAAGAGAUGAAGAAAAAAGAGCCAGUGGCACUAGCGAAGAAAACCAACAACACCUACAACAUUGUUGGCACCACAUAUGCCCUCAACAUUGCCAAGGACCCUGGCCUGCCCACCAUCUCCAAGAGUGCUGCUGCCACUGCUACUGCCACCAACGUACCCCACAAGAUGCCCCGCAUAGAGGAGAAGCUCCCAGAGAGCAAGAAGACAUACAACAGCGUCAGUAAGGUAGACAAGAUGUCCCGCAUCGUCUUUCCAGUCCUCUUUGCCAUUUUCAACUUAGUCUACUGGGCUACAUAUGUAAACCGGGAGUCAGCUAUCAAGGGAAUGAUCCCCAAACAAUAAAAUUGGUCACACAAACCUUCCAUCAGUGAACACCAUCCAGGCAGGAAUUCUCCAGGGCUUUCUUCUUUCCUGUUUUGUUUAACUAUUAUUGUUCAUUUGAUAUUACUAUUAUUACUAUUAGAUCAUUCUUUUAUAACGUAAACAAAACUGUGAUUUUAAUUUAAUCCCAUAUACUUUAGUUUUGUUUUACUUGUCUCUGACGAUGAAAGGAAAAAAAAAGGAUCAUAACAAGUUGUGCCUCUAACAUUGUGAGUCUGGUGUCACCCAUCUGUCCAAGUCACCCUGUGCUUCCAUCUCUCCUCUGCCACCUCCUACCAUUCCCAUGGUCUGCAUGCCACUGCCAUUCCACGCUUCAUUCUGCUGGGGGCUGCUGCUGUGGUCCACCCCCCUCCUCCUCUUCUGCGAUGGACUGCCCUAGCAUGGUGGAAGCUCCUGGUGGCCUGGGCUCAAGGAUGUGGAGGCCUCUGGAGUCAGUCAGUUAAUCAGGCUGUUUUUCAGUGCCUGGUGCUUUGUGCUAGGUGGUACUCCCCAGGCUGUGGAUGCAGGUGAGGGGGUCUGUUGAGGGAGCAGUGCGGCAUGGGCCAGCUUGUAGCCCAAUGUCUGCUGGGGGCAAACCCAUCACUGCUGUGGUCAAUGGAGCCAUUGCAGGGGUAGAACAGGGUGGCAGCAUCUUGUAGGUACCUACAGGGCUUCUUCCUCUCUGUCUUCAGCAAACCCAGCUGUUAAUUUCCUCUCUGUCUCUCCCCAGACAAGAAGAGGUCUUGUCUGUCUGCCAUCCUGCAUUCUUCGGCAAUUCAUGUUAGAAGUUGGGGUGGUUCCUACCAGAGAAAUAAUUUUUCUCAGGGUCAGUCAAGAAGUCAAGACAGGAGCUUUAUAAUGCCUUGGAGGAGAUAGUAGCUGUGAGGCCACAUACAUUCAGCAUCAGGACUGGAAGCCAUAUAGUUCAUGCUCAGAUGGGUGCUUUAUCACUUUAUCUUGGCCCUAUCAACUUAUCCUUCUUGGCAUCUCCUCUCUGUCCCAGCCCUUUCUUCCAGCUCCCCAUUCAUCUUCCUUUGGCUACUCAGCAGCCAUCAGUAGUAUCUCACUGCUCACAGGUGGACUUAGGCAGAGAAGCCCCUACCUCUCAGGUAAGCCACAGUGACGGGAAGAAGCACAGCCCAGGGAAGCUCAGGUCAUGGCGCAUCUCUGCUCUGGCUCACCAGAGCAGCAGUGGUGUUGGUUCAGGCCAGGUCAGGUGCAGGCUGUUUCCCAUGGGACACACCAGGGACCACUCUGCCACCUGUGGGAGUGAGUCAGGGGACAGUCAGUCCCCAGGUACCUCCCUGCCCUUGGUGAGCAGAUGCAGCUAAGCAUCCUCAGCACCAUGGGAGAACAGCAGAAGGUGCUUUUUAAAGCAGAAGGGUGAUACCGCUGUCCCAGAGAGCCAUGUGAGCCAUGUGCCAUCCCACAGAGCCAUUAGGAUAAGACCCAACUCUAACACCUACACACUCUUCCAAGGAAACUCCUCCAGUGCCUUGGAGAGAGGCUUUUUCUCCCUUCCUAGCCACCAGUCAAGGGCCCAAAUCAGUGGUUGUCCCAUUCCAAGCAGCAGCACAAGAUGGUGGCGUCCAAGCCAUCUGUCCCCUCUCCCUGGUGCCUGGAGCCAUGGACACACUGUCCUGCCACAGGACGGGCAUCCUGUGCCUGGUGAGUUCCUAUCCCCAGCCCAUGGGCAGCACUGAUCCUGCCAGCAGCCCUGCUCCCAGGGAGCCAGAUGCACCUACUCUUUUCUGGGCCUCCCUUUGACCCUCCAGCUGCCCCCCCGAGCUGCCUGCAGCACAUUUCCAGUGCAUGCAGCCAGGCCAAGGCCCCAGCACCCCCAGGUGAUGUCUUCAGCAUUGCUUUGAGCCACUGUGCUGAGUUCAGUUUCCUCCUGCCCAUGCAGGAGCUAGGCUGAGCACAAAGCACAGGAUUUGCCCCACCUGGAAUAUCCAUGGGGACACCAGGACAGAGCGGAGAAGACGUGGGCACUUUGUCCUGCAGUGUGGGUGGCAUUGGUGCGUGUCUUGCCUGUCCCUUACCAAUCUUGCUGGCUCAACAGCAGUGCAGUUGCUCCCUCUGCCUACAGCUGCAGUGAGGAGAGGCACUGGGAGACAUUUAGCUCAGCCCCCACUGCGUUCAGUCCACGAGCGCAUCCACACCAGCGCGCAGCAUCAAGCAUGAGAUAGCAAUGCUCCCCUGCCCCAAGCUGAUGCUAAGGAAACCAGCUCUCUCCCCAUCCUCCCUCCCAGCAUCUGCACCCAAACCACCCAUGACAUUUCUACAGUGCCUUUCAUCCCAGAGGGCUCCCCGCUGGGUGGCAAGGAGGGGAAAGCCUGGGAGGUCUCCCCCUUUGCACCCAGCAUCAGGUUGGAGAAGCAGAGGGAGGGGACACCAUCCUUAGCCCUUCUGCCAGGAAGGGGGAACAUCCUGGCUGGUUUUGCACCUGGGGCACCCGGUUCCUCCUGGCACUAGCUGGCUGCUGCUGCUGCAGCCACCCCACACCAACAACCCGGCUGCCCCAGCACUGCCCCACUGCACCCCUCACCACCAAGGUCCCCUAUUCUUCCUCCACACCAGCACUGUCCCCUCCAGCAGCGAGUGCCAUUACUGCUGCCCUUCUGCUCCCCAGGCUUUCCAGAGAAAAGUGCUAUGCUAACUGGUUGUGAGGCUGUUUGUUUUGGAAACUACUUGGAUGUCAUUUUCUUAAAUAAGCUAGAUGAAGUGUAUCUCAUAAAACAUUCAUGUCACUAUAAUACUCAGGCCUAAGUGAAUGGAAUAGAAACCCUGUAAAAAGCAAAACAAACACAAUAAAAUGGUAACAACAAGUAUAUUUUGUUUACUAACAGAAUUACACAGACUCACAGAAUGGUAGGAGUUGGAAGGGACCUCUGGAGAUCAUCUUGUCUAAUCCCCCUGCUUGAGCAGGCACACCCAAAGCAGGGGGCACAGGACCGUGUCAAGGUGGUGUUUGAAUAUCUCCAGAGAAGCAGGCUCCACAGCCUCCCUGGGCAGCCUGUUCCACUGCUCUGGCACCCGCACAGGAAAGGAGUUUUUCUUCAUAUUCAGGUGGAACUUCCUCUGUUCCAGUUUUUGCCCAUUGUCCCUUGUCCUCUCAUUGGGCACCACUCAAAGAAGUAUGGCCCCAUCCUCUUGCAACCCACCCUUUAGAUAUUUGUAAGUAUUGAUGAGAUCCCCCCUCAUUCUUCUCUUCUCCAGGCUGAACAAUCCCAGGUCCCUCAGCCUUUCCUCAUAAGAGAGGUGCUCCAGCCCCCUGAUCAUCUUCGUAGCUCUCCGCUGGACUUGCUCAAGCAGUUCCCUGUCUUUCUUGAACUGGGGAGCCCAAAACUAGACACAGUACUCCAGAUCUGGCCUUACUAGGGCAGAGUAGAUGGGGAGGAUAACCUCUCUCGACCUGCUGCCACACUCCUUUUAAUGCACCCCAGGACACCUUCUUAACCACAAGGGCACAGUGCUGGCUCAGGGUCACCUGCUGCCCAUCAGCACUCCCUGGUCCUUCUUAGCAGAGCUGCUUUCCAGCAGGUCAGCCCCCAGCCUGUCCUGGUGCAGGGGGUUGUUCGUCCCCAGGUGCGGGACCUUGCACUUGCUUUUGUUGAAUUUCAUCAGGUUCCCCUGGGCCCAGCUCUCCAGCCUGUCCAGGUCUUGCUGGAUGGCAGCACAGCCUUCUGGUGUAUCAGCCACUCCUCCCAGCUUUGUAUCGUCAGCAAACUCACUGAGGUUACACUCUGUGCCCUUGCCCAGGUCAUUGAUGACUAUGUUCAACAGGACUGGACCCAGCCCAGACCCCUGGGGAGCACCGCUAGUGACAGGCCUCCAACCAGACUCUGUGCCGUUGAUCACAACUCUCUGAGUUCUAUGGUUGAGCCAGUUCUCAAUCCACUUAACUAUCUACUCAUCUAAACCACACUUCCUAAGCUUACCUAUGAGGAUGUUACGGGACACAGUGUCCAAAGCCUUGCUGAAGCUUCAUCUAUCCAGCCACUCAUGCCAUCAUAGAAGGCUAUCAUAUUGGUCAAGCAUGAUCUCCCCUGAAUUACAUUAAAGGCAAGUUUAAAUAUGGGAUUCAGUGACGUAGCUGACUAGAGCUGGCCCCAGCACAGAGGUGGUCUCCUCUGCUAGCCUGGGCAUUCCCCAAAAUCCCCUCUACCCUGAGGGCCCUGUCCUACCACACAUUGCCUCACUACAUGUUCCUGUGUCUGCUCGUGCCUGCUUCACAGAGCUCACCAUAAAUUGUCAGGUCUUACCAUUGGCUUCUCAGCGGCCCGAGCACCUGCAGGCGCUGCCUCUGCUGCCCACCCUGGGCCUCACAUGCUCAGUGUGGCAGGGUGAUGCUCAAGGUGCCAGGCCUGAGCCUCUCUGGAGCGCUGGGCACAGCAUCAGGGCAGCAUCUGAGCCUCUUCCCUUCCUGCGGGUGAUCCGAUGUCUUGCUGAACUGUCAGAGUGAAUCUCCUGCCUGUCUCUUCCCCCAGUCCUUCCGUCCCUGCGACACCGAGACUCUUGUCCUUCCCCAGGACACAGCCCACCAAUCUGGCUUGCUGGUGACACCCGUCUGCCGGAUUAUCUUUGCUCUUCCUGACUCCAAAAACUUUGCUCUCUGCCUGAUAAAAGGCUGCCUUCCUGGAUCUGUGUUAGCACGCCUUGAAAGCCAAGUCUAUUCCCACCAAAGCCUGGCACUGGCUUUGAGUCUUUUUGCCAGCUGGAAGCAGAAAUACCUGCAUCCUUUGGUUAAAAACAAACCAAACAGGAUUUGUAGUUUGGUUUCCAAGCAGGGAAGCAUUUUGGGAAGAUAGUUAUAAAUAAGUGGUUUAACAUCUCCUGCCAGCAGACAUGACAGAGAAGAUAAUGUGUUGUUUUUUUUUUUAAAUCUGCCAGUGGCUCAAAUUGGGACAUUUCCUUCCCGACUAACAGGAGGCUGCUGAUGGGGGCUUCUUCUAAGGGCACGCCAAGCCAGAGCUAACCUAGCAUCAGUUACUGGGGUUUACUGCUUGCUGUGAUAGUAUCUAAGGGCUCCCUUUUUAUAAUUGAUCCUGUAUAUGAAUAGAUCUGUACAUGGCCAUUGAUAGUCUAAUCCAAACUGUACAGAGAGUGGUCACUCCAGUUCUCUGUGAACCUCAAUACUGCAAUAUUUAUUUUCUUCUGGCAAGGCCCAAAGCCUCCCUGACUUGAUGAGAGUCUUCCAGGCAGGAAUUAGAAGUCUUCAAGGAUAAUAAAAAUGAUCUGUUCAGUCCAUGCUCCUGUUUUGCCACUUGCACCACUGCAACACACAAAAUGCAGUCCAAGCCUACAGCCGCAUUUCUCCUGAAGAUGUCAGAGGGACAUUUUAGCACUGGCAGCUUGCUUCUUCCCCCCUCUGAAACCACACAUGGGCAAAAGCAGUGCAGCUUUUGGGAGCUCUGCACCCCAGGGAGGUGGGGGACAGUUUGGCUGAGGUUCUCCAACCGGGCAGGGAAGGAAGCGUGUGGUGGCUGCAAGUGCUGUAUUAGCACUGUGAUGUUUCCACGGGGUGACAUGAGAGGGAUGGGGGAGAAGUGGUCCCUUGGUGCCACCCAUUCUUCUACAGGGCUGAUGGAGUUACCCCCAUACGAUGUCUCAAAAGUUUCUUGAACAUCACCAAGCAAGACUGUGACACCCGAGACAGAGCUUCCCGGUUCUCCUCUGUACACCGAGCUCAACAUAAGCAAAGCUGGCUUUGCCACUCCCUAGGUUUUACAGACAAGUGCUGUGGCAAACACAGCUCACCGCCAUCCUGAUCCCCACCAGCUCGGUGGCACUGGCAGGGUCCUAGUUCAUUUGCUGCAGGACAUCCCCUGUGCAAACAGAUCCCAUGUUUGCUGUUCCCAGACACAAGCCAUGCAUGCAAACAAGAUUAUGACCGGUCUGUUACUACAACCCUGUCGUAUGGACACAAGGUGCAUUCAUUUCUCAUCUGCUGCCUUGAUUUUUCCUGUCCAUAUCUUGGAUUCCUUUCUGCCAUCCCUUGGGGAGGAUUAUAGGGCUGCAUCACAUAGCAGGAAGGGGUUUCUCUUGCUCCAGAUCACCUCGCACAGGAAGACUCUCUGUUCUGCUGAGAACCUCUCUGAGACGUUCAGAAACCUGGUCCUGAUACCUCUGCCAAAGGGUGCUGUAGAAAUCGCCUCUUUGAAGUGUUCUUUGCAGCUGCUAGAAGAACAGAGCAGUUAAACACACUGUUGUUAAAGGAAGGCUCACAGACAAAGGUGAGUGGCUAUUGAGGACAGGUACCGCGCUAUCCCAGGGCAUGCCAUGAGCAGGAGAGGACCAGGUAGCUCCCCAUGGCUCACUUGGGGAACAGUUUGGCAGGGACAUGCUGUUGCCCCACUUCCAUGUGCCUGGUCCUGGGGGUGCUGGAGAGCCAGCAUGGGACCAUGGGACUGGACCAUUUCAGCACGCAGCAUCAGGCCAGCCCUUGCUCCAGGCCCUCUUCCCCACAUUGUAUGCCUCUCUGGGGCCACACUUUAACCCACCCAAUCAAAUAUCUGUAUGGUUUUUGUAGACUGCCUCCUUGGUGGCUGUUGGAGGUGGGGAGGGCUCAGCAAGGGCAAGGGACACAUUCAUGAAAAUAUAAAUGGCCUAUUAAUGUCAAAGUACAGAGAAAAAAAACAAACAAUUCACCAAUCAUCUCUUCAUAUCAAGCUAAACUACUCCUGAAGGCAUUUUUGGCAAGAGGCCACAACACAGAUGAGAUUGAUGGCUUCCAGGUAUAAAUAUUUACUGUUUGACCUUGUUAUUGUUCAGUCAGCCAAAGGUUUUUACAUAUAUAUGUGAGUGCGCAUAUCUAUAUUUAUGCUCACAAACUUUUUAUAUCUAAAAGUCAAACCUCUUUCUCUUUGAAAGAGAAAAUGGCCACUUUCAAUUAUUUUACUUCCUGCUCGUUCUCUUUGCUAAAUCUUCUGGAAGGUGGUACUUCCCUUCCACUGGUCCUCAGAUGGCUUUGGGAGGUCAGGGAACAAAGGGAGCAAGGGAGAAGAGCCUCUCUCCACACUGGGGUCUCAGUGCAGGCUUGCUGCCCAGACCAAGGUCACCUCUGCCAGCCCUACUCAGUACCUUUCAGGAAAACCUAGUCCCAGAUGUCACAACUUCUCUAACACAGCUCUUAACCUCCCCCAGACACUAGGAUCUUCCCAGGAAGGCAGCAUGGCUUUUCAACAGCUGAAUGCCAUAAGCAAUCAGUCCUCACGCCGUAGCACAGCCAGGGAAUGCGUAGCUGAGCAUUGCAAAGGGGGGCGAGGCCUCCAUCCUAAGCCUGCUUCAGGAGGGAGCACAAAACUUGGUGGGAUCCAUUGGCCAGAGGAACAGCACAGGUAAGGGCUGCACUUCAGCUUAAGCUCUUCUGCAAAGCAAAGGGAAGCACUGGCACUUGGUCACUGCUUGUUGCUCAUCUAGGUGGGAUGUUUUGAUAGGUGACUCUGCAAAUUAUGGAAGGGGUCAGCAAAAGCAUAGGCCUUUGCUGCCACUGUGUCCUGGACCCAAACCUGAUCCACCUCAGCACGAGCAGGACCAAAGUCAGAUGCUGGGUGGGCCAUGAGCAGUGGCACCAUGGUAAGUGAGCAGUGUGCAACUCCUAGCAAUGGUACUACAGACAGAGCGUCAGCUCCCUUAAUGUCACCCCUUCAUCUUGCCCUGUCUUAGGAGGAAUGUUUAGGCAGUCACCCUGCAACUGUGCUCAUGGCUCCUAUAUUCCCUCCUCUGCUGCUGGAGAAAGGCUCUUGGGGUCAGCGGUGACUGCUGCAUGUACCUUGUGGUGUCCCAGCUAUAAGAAUGAAGGAUGUCACCACCCAUAAGCAAACAAAACCAAUUCUCUUUCUGGAUCUAUGCCUGCCUCAAACCACAGGAAUCUGAGCUGCUUUAAACAGCAGAGAGCCUUAGGCUUGGAUUAGUCCUAAUGUCUGACCUCUCAUCCUUCACCACAAGCAGGGUUAUGCUGGUUUUUGCUCAUGAAGCUCUAGGACAAAAUACGAUGUUCUAGCUACUCUUUCCUAUUCCUCACUGUCACAGUCCCCACCAGUGCAGAUCUAUUCUGUACAGAGCUUUAAUGGUCCCAUCUGCCUAGAGAGGAAAGCCUGGUCCCAGGUUUUCUACAUGAGCCAGGAUGCUCCCAGUCUUUGAAAGCUCUUUGCUCUUCUCUUUACUGCUGCUUGAAGGUCCUGUCAACUUGAUAAGUCCAUUGGCUCAUGUUACACUGCUAGCAGCACUCUGUUUCCCCUGAAAAGUCUGUCGAUUUUUCCUGACUUUUUGCUUUUGCAGGGAACCCAGCAAACAUAAUGGCAAUCAUACAUCGAACAAUUUGAUUUUUGCAACCACAAAAAAGUAGGGGCAGAGUUGGGAAACCUGAGUCAUUGCCUUUUCAAGGCUGUAUUUAGAGUUGAAGGGCUCCUCUCCAUUGUCAUGAGGGAAUUUCUCAGCCCACCAAAUCUAGUCAGGUGGCCACAAGUAUCCUUUCAUCAACUAGAUUUUCACUGCCCAGUGACUUGGGGAUAGCCGCAGGCGAAUGUCCCAUCUGAUGGUGAGGACACCUGCUGCUUCUUUAUCUACUGCCCUGGUGCCCAGGGUAGGGAAAGUUGCAUUAGCUUCACACUAGGGCAGCCCAUCAUGGGAAAGAGCACACCGCAACAAAUUGCCAGAGGAUACUCUCAUUUUCACUGCCUGAGGUUCAAUCUGUGCCCCGGUACAUAUUCUGCUUUGUUUUCCAUCUUGUGAGACUCUCUUUACUCCACUAUGAGAAAGAAUCUAGCUGGCAGCAGUAUAAUGCAUGACAAUCCUGUUAUUACAGCUGUAAAUAAUUAACAACUAGGGAAAAAAAUGCAUUUUUAAAUUUUUUUGUUGACUUUAUUUUCUCUAUUGACUAGCUAGUAGCCACUUUCUUAAGGGAUUUCUCACGGAAACUGUGAUCUUUCUUCUCUCUAUUUCUCUCUCUCUCUUCCUUUCUCUUUCUGAGAUUUGUGUUUCAAAUGCUUUUUAGUGCAAUGUUCAAUGCCUGUUUGUAUUUUUGAAUCGUAUUUUUCAACCUUUGCCAGAAAAAAAAAUGCCCAUUCUAAUUGGCAGGAUUUUGAGUCCUGCAAUUUUUUUCAGCUUUUAGCUUUUUCAGUAAGUUAAAGCAACAGAAAAAUGUCUCAAAAAUUACAGUGAAGUUCUGAAGAGAGAUUAGAAAACAUCUGAAACAAGAACUACAUGAAUAAGAUCAGCAAGCUGAGUGAAGGAGGAGGACUCUCCUGAUCACUUACUAAACUCCUGAUCUAACACACAAGGCGAGACUAGACCUCUUCACUGAAUUAAAUCACUUCGCUUAUCCACUCUACCCACUCUCUCGAACUCCAAUCAAAACAAAUAAAAAUUCAUAUUUUAAAAAAACCAA
Molecule: messenger RNA, 10953 nt
Organism: Phalacrocorax carbo (great cormorant)
Lineage: Eukaryota; Metazoa; Chordata; Aves; Suliformes; Phalacrocoracidae
Source: RefSeq, a predicted model, not a curated record